Trichomonas vaginalis G3 is the source of this 462-nucleotide messenger RNA. RefSeq names its product RNA polymerase II transcription regulator recruiting protein. The record is from RefSeq and is a predicted model, not a curated record. Lineage: Eukaryota; Parabasalia; Trichomonadida; Trichomonadidae. The coding region runs from base 1 to 462 and encodes 153 amino acids. The transcript has a single exon. Gene Ontology annotation, biological process: regulation of DNA-templated transcription. Gene Ontology annotation, molecular function: DNA-binding transcription factor activity, RNA polymerase II-specific; RNA polymerase II cis-regulatory region sequence-specific DNA binding. Gene Ontology annotation, cellular component: nucleus.
AUGUCCAAGAGAGAGAUACAUCGCUUUUCCAAAGAAGAAGAUGAUAAGAUAAUUGCAGUGUUUAAGAGGCAAAAAGAGAAUACAAAGAGGGCAUUAGAUAUUCUUGAGAAAAGAUUUCGUAGGACUCACACCAGACGUGCUAUUUUCGAACGUUUUAAAGGCUUUUUAAGUCAAAAUCGCGAUGAAUGGACCAAAAACGAGGACAAGUUAAUUCUUGAAUCAUACAAAAUAUAUGGAAAUAAAUGGGCUAUAAUUGCAAAGUUCCUUAAAAACAGAUCUGGUGAUCAAGUAAAAAUACGUCACAAACAGCUUGUCAGGAAAAAUGACCCAAGAUACCGAGUAGAAGAACCAGCUCCUGAAACACCACCUAACACUCAAAAGCAACAUAAUGAAGACUUUUGGACCAAUGUACUUACUAAUUUCGAUAUCGAUGAAGAUCAAAUUAAGUUGUUGUUCAUAUAA